AUGAAAAAUUAACUCUAUUUAUUAGGGGAACAGCAACUUUUGCAAAAGGAAAAAAAGUAAUUUUUAAAAAAGACUCUAAUAAGCUUAAAAGAAAAAACUCUAUUUUAACUUAUAUAUAAUGACAAAGUUGACUUCAAAUUUAAGGUUAAAAUUCAUAUUUAAAUUAAAAAUUCAACACUAACCAAGACAUUGAUGAAGAAAUAUUUGCAUGAAUCAAUUAUGUAAAAUAUAAGGGCUAAGAAAUCAAAUCAAUAAGAAUUCAACUAUGAUAUCAGUAAAAGUAUUAAUAAUUGA
Molecule: messenger RNA, 294 nt
Organism: Paramecium sonneborni
Lineage: Eukaryota; Ciliophora; Oligohymenophorea; Peniculida; Parameciidae
Source: the annotation of a GenBank genome assembly